GAGUGGCCCGGCUGAGGAACGGUAAGUACCUAGACCCCUUUCUUAUUUAUCCAUUCCUGGUUGAAGUUCUUUUGCUUUCAUCUCUAACCCGCUAACUCUCGACCUAGAUGGCGCGGAGCCGCCCGUCCAUACGACCCGAACCGCCAAUCCUCACGACACCCGAAUCCACGGAAUAUGAGCGCACAUGGCGGGCUCCGUGGAGGACACCAACCCUCGCACGCCCCUAACAACACCAGUAACAGCACCUGGGGUGACGCGCGGGAUCCCUCGUCAGGACUAUCCCAGGAGCCGCACAUUCCCGUACGAGGCUUCAAUGCCGCCGAAGCCAAGGCGGCUCUGAAAAAAGGCCCAGGAGCGUCCAAACCCUUCUUCUACAAGCUUCAAGCCAAAGAUGCGAAUCACCGUGCGAGUGGACCGUGGGGGUCGAAAGCCAACGCCAUGGCCAACGGAAAGGACUUCUUCCUCGAGCUCCGGAAACAAGUCACUGCCCUGCGUCAGGGAGGAAACGCAGCAGGAGGUUGAUUGGAACGAGGCGAGACCAACACACUUGAAAUAUACCUACCGGUCCUACGGGCUUUUGGGGGGGGGGGGUCCGGCACCU
Messenger RNA from Aspergillus ochraceoroseus IBT 24754, 601 nucleotides. RefSeq lists its product as uncharacterized. The transcript has 4 exons. The record is from RefSeq and is a predicted model, not a curated record. The coding region runs from base 175 to 522 and encodes 115 amino acids. Lineage: Eukaryota; Fungi; Ascomycota; Eurotiomycetes; Eurotiales; Aspergillaceae.